AUGACCUCUGUCAAUGGUCGCCUCCAGGCCACCGGCACCCACGAGUCAGUCUUGGAACUUAUCGGGCAAACACCCCUCGUUCGGCUGCAAAAGAUCCCUCAGUCCCUUGGCAUCGAAGCGACGAUAUACGGAAAAUGCGAGUUCUUUAACGCCGGUGGAAGCGUCAAGGACAGGAUCGCCCUACGCAUGAUCGAGGAAGCAGAGAAGUCGGGCCGCAUAAAGCCCGGUGAUACGUUGAUUGAGCCUACGAGCGGCAACACUGGCAUAGGCCUGGCCCUGGUUGCUGCAGUGAAAGGUUACAAGACCAUUAUCACCCUGCCCGAGAAGAUGUCGGCAGAGAAAGUUGCCGUCCUGAAAGCGUUGAACGCCACCAUUAUCCGCACGCCGACCCAGGCAGCGUACGAUAGUCCAGAGUCGCAUAUCGGUGUUGCAAAAAGACUGGAAAAGGAGAUACCCAAUGCUCAUAUCCUCGAUCAAUACGGCAAUCCGGACAAUCCACUGGCACAUGAACUGGGAACAGCCGAGGAGAUAUGGGAGCAGACCAAGGGGACGAUUACCGCCAUCGUUGCCGGAGCUGGAACCGGAGGAACCAUCACUGGCCUGGCAAGAGGCUUACACAAACAUAAAAAAGACGUCAAGAUCAUUGCCGCAGACCCUCAAGGGUCAAUCCUUGCUUUGCCUCCCCAGCUGAAUGAGGAACACGCGAAUGAGCCAUAUAAGGUCGAAGGAAUCGGCUACGACUUCAUCCCCGACGUACUGGACCGGAAUGUCGUGGACAAGUGGUACAAGACAGACGAUAGGGAGUCCUUUCACUACGCCCGCCGUCUGAUUGCAGAGGAGGGGCUUUUGGUCGGAGGGAGCAGCGGUUCGGCGGUCGCUGCCGCGGUCAAAGCAGCACGAGACUUGAAACUCGGCAAGGACGAUGUUAUCGUGGUCAUACUUCCUGACAGUAUCAGGUCGUAUCUGUCCAAAUUCGUCGACGACGACUGGCUGGCAGCCAACAACCUCCUCCCACCCACCCCACCUCCCGAGCCAGCGUCGCCCCAGCAAGAGAAUGAGAAGCGGAAUGACCCCUUUGCUGGCGCAACCGUGCGUUCGUUACGUCUCAAGCCUGUCCAGACUGUGACUGCCGAUUCUCCUUGCGCCGCUGCCAUCGAAGUAAUGCGCGAGAAGGGCUUCGAUCAAUUACCCGUCCUAGCACCUAAAGGCCGCCGGCUUGUCGGUCUGGUCACGCUGGGCAACCUUCUGUCACGGAUAAGCCACGGGCGGGCCACUCCAAACUCUCCGGUCUCGGAUGUCAUGUUCGACUUUAGCAAAAUCCCGGAAGUGACGGUUGACCCCCGAGAUAUCAGCGACAUCGUAGCUCAGUCGGAGACUCUCUUCUCCAGUGAAUUGUCAGAGAAGGAUAGCGGUGAAGAGACCAAGUCGCGCCCGCAACGGCGCCCAAAGAGGAGGGAAUUCGUCGAGAUAACCGUUGACACUCCCCUGAGUGCUCUCAACAAGUUCCUGGAAUGGCAAAGUGCAGCUGUCGUCACUGAACGAGAUCCCAGCGAGACUACAGGCAAUUCCAACGGGCCGGUAUUGAAACCAGUCGCCGUGGUGACCAAGGUCGACCUACUGACGUGGGUCUUGAGUCAACAAAAAUUGCAAUAG
Messenger RNA from Capronia coronata CBS 617.96, 1653 nucleotides. RefSeq names its product cystathionine beta-synthase. Gene Ontology annotation, molecular function: cysteine synthase activity; cystathionine beta-synthase activity. The transcript is spliced from 2 exons. The record is from RefSeq and is a predicted model, not a curated record. NCBI's taxonomy places the organism in Eukaryota, Fungi, Ascomycota, Eurotiomycetes, Chaetothyriales, Herpotrichiellaceae. Bases 1 to 1653 code for a protein of 550 amino acids. Gene Ontology annotation, cellular component: cytoplasm.